Prionailurus viverrinus (fishing cat) is the source of this 873-nucleotide messenger RNA. RefSeq names its product ATPase H+/K+ transporting subunit beta (gene ATP4B). Gene Ontology annotation, molecular function: ATPase activator activity. Gene Ontology annotation, biological process: sodium ion export across plasma membrane; intracellular potassium ion homeostasis; potassium ion import across plasma membrane. Bases 1 to 873 code for a protein of 290 amino acids. The transcript has 7 exons. The record is from RefSeq and is a predicted model, not a curated record. NCBI's taxonomy places the organism in Eukaryota, Metazoa, Chordata, Mammalia, Carnivora, Felidae. Gene Ontology annotation, cellular component: sodium:potassium-exchanging ATPase complex.
AUGGCGGCGCUGCAGGAGAAGAAGUCAUGCAGCCAGCGGAUGGAGGAGUUUCAGCGCUACUGCUGGAACCCGGACACCGGGCAGAUGCUGGGCCGGACGCUGUCGCGGUGGGUAUGGAUCAGCCUCUACUACGUGGCCUUCUACGUGGUGAUGACCGCAAUCUUUGCUCUGUGCAUUUACACACUCAUGUGCACAAUCGACCCGUACACACCUGACUACCAAGACCAGCUAAAGUCACCAGGGGUGACCUUGAGGCCAGAUGUCUACGGGGACAAGGGCCUGGACAUUUCCUACAAUGUUUCCGACAACAGGACCUGGGUGGACCUCGUGCACACCCUCCACACCUUCCUGGCAGGCUACUCGCCAGAGUCCCAGCAGGACAACAUCAACUGCACCUCCAAGGAGUACUUCUUCCAGGAAAAGUUCACGGCCCCCAACCACACCAAGUUCUCCUGCAAGUUCACAGCAGACAUGCUACAAAAUUGCUCAGGGCUGGUGGACCCCAACUUCGGCUUCGCAGAAGGAAGGCCGUGCUUUGUGAUUAAAAUGAACAGGAUCGUCAAGUUCCUCCCCAGCAACAGCACGGCGCCCAGGGUGGACUGCGCCUUCCUGGACCAGCAAAAGGACGCCCAGCCCCUGCAGGUGGAGUACUUCCCACCCAACGGCACCUUCAGCCUCCACUACUUCCCUUACUACGGGAGCAAAGCACAGCCCCACUACAGCAACCCUCUGGUCGCUGUAAAACUUCUCAACGUCCCCAGAAACACGGAGGUCCUCAUCGUGUGCAAGAUCCUGGCCGAUCAUGUAACAUUUGACAACCCCCACGAUCCCUACGAGGGGAAGGUGGAGUUCAAGCUCAAAAUCCAGCAGUAG